This is a messenger RNA of Loxodonta africana (African savanna elephant), 30222 nucleotides long. RefSeq names its product tumor protein p63 regulated 1 (gene TPRG1). The record is from RefSeq and is a predicted model, not a curated record. The transcript is spliced from 6 exons. Gene Ontology annotation, cellular component: cytoplasm. The coding region runs from base 229 to 1068 and encodes 279 amino acids. NCBI's taxonomy places the organism in Eukaryota, Metazoa, Chordata, Mammalia, Proboscidea, Elephantidae.
UCCUCAGUCCUUUCAUUUCCUCCUUUGAGAGUGAGCAAGAAACUCUCAGCCCACUCGGUGAGCUAAGAUUCAGAAGGAGAGGGGUCACAGCACGAGGGCACCCUCCUGCGUGGCUUCAUCUGAGCCAACCACACCUCCACUGGGUCACCAUCUGUGGUCUGGCAUCCCUUAUCCAGGAGGAGAAAGAAAAGCCUUGAGGACCGCCCAGAGCCUAGCCAGGCUGAAGAAAUGUCAGCGAUUGGAAGUUUUGAAGGUUUCCAGCCUGUGUCUCUGAAGCAAGAGGGAGACAACCACCCCUCUGAGACUGAUCACCUGUCCACAGAGGAGGAUGACCCAGGCAACGAAGCAGCGCCAAUGCAGACUUCCAGGCAACGGAGUGUGACUGAAUCAACACUCUACCCGAAUCCCUAUCACAGUUCUUACAUGCCGCGGAAGUACUUUGUUACACGGCCAGGGACCAUUGAGACUGCCAUGGAAGAUCUGAAAAACCACAUAGCAGAGACUUCUGGAGAGACCAUUCAAAGCUUCUGGCUCUUGACCGAGAUAGACCACUGGAACAAUGAAAAGGAGAAGAUUGCGCUGGUCACAGAUGAGACCCUCUUCAUCUGCAAAUACGAUUUCAUCAUGCUUAGCUGCGUGCAGCUGCAGCGGAUCCCCCUGAGUGCUGUCAGUCGCGUCUGCCUGGGCAACUUUACCUACCCUGGGAAAUCCCUGGACAAGAGACAGGGAGAAGGCCUUAGAAUCUACUGGGGGAGUGUGGAGGAGCAGUCCCUGUUGUCCCGCUGGAACCCGUGGUCCACUGAAGUUCCUUAUGCUACUUUCGCUGAGCAUCCUAUGAAAGAUAACAGUGAGAAGCUUCUAGAAAUUUGUAAGUUGUCUGAGUUUACAUCUAAACUUGUUCCAGCUAUCCAGAAUGCCCACAGGAAUGCCACAGGAUCUGGAAGUAAAAAGGAACUGAUGGUGUCAACUGAACCCAUUUUGAUUGAGACCUACACGGGGCUGAUGUCAUUCAUUGGAAACCGUAACAAACUUGGCUAUUCCCUUGCCCGUGGGAGUAUUGGUUUUUGACUCUUUUUGGUGUAUAAGUACAUCACCCAUAGAUAUGUCAUUAUGAAAGAUUCCAUUUCAGUUCACUAUAUUUUUGGACUUUUUUCCAACAAUCUCUAAUUACUUUUAAAUAGUAUUACACGAUUUUUAAUAUUUAGUAUCUCAGAAGCUUUCAGAGUUUGCUUGGGCUGAUAGAUAAUCGCUUCAGAUUUCAUAUUAAAAUGAUCAAAUUUCCUUAAAACCAAAAAAUAAGCUGAACCCAUCAAAUAAUGUUAUCAAAUGAAUGCCUGAUCAUAAACCCAGGGCAGACCCCAUAGGAAAAUAUUUAUUCUUCCUGUUAUUUAAGUGGAGGCAUUUUUCCAGUCUUGGUCUUCAGCCUUCUGAUCAUGAUUUUCUCUCCCAUUGGUCUCCCUCCCCUAUUAUUUUAGCCACCACCCUAAUGGGGAUGACUUCCAAAUACACAUUGUCAUCCCUAAUAUUUCUUCUCAGAUUCAGCUUUGCAUUUCUGUUGCUGGUCAUCUCCCUGUCAGUGUCCCAGUGGCCUUCACAUUCAACAUCUUCAAAACCCUGGAGUUCUCUGUGGCAUUUUUAUGGUUCCAGUCAUCUAUCCUUGAAAUUGAUCAGUUAUGAGUUCUUCAGAUCCUUUGCAAAAUACACCACGUAAUGACACAUCUACAUGUGGCUUAGCACUGUACCCCAAUGCAUAGAUGUCGAACUUCAAGUUGAUUUUUCUUUCAAAAUUGUUCACUUCAUUUUUCUCCUUUCUAUUUUCACAACUAUGUUCUCAGGCCAAGUUUUUAAAUUAUUGCUCACCUAGAUUAUUAUCACAGCCAUUUAAUCCAGAUUUCUGCUCCAAAGUUGACCCUGUUCCAAUCCAUCCUGCACCUGGUUGCCAGAUUCUUAAAAACAAUUCGAGUAUAUCACUAUCUGAUUGAGAACUUUCAGUGGCUCAUUUCCUUUUGCAGUUUUUGUCCAAACAUUGUUUUUCAAUAGCAUACCCUUUUCUUCAAGUGAAAUCUGUUGUAGAAGCCCAAUAUGUAAAAGAAGUAGAGCCACCGUGGUUGAUAUUGAGAUGGGAAUGCACUGACCUCCUCUCAUUUUAGGUCUCAGAGCUGCCCCCACGGGAUUCUAUGGACCAGAGAGAAUUAUGAGUGUCACUGAUUGAGUUACGCCCCCCCCCCCAAAUGUAUGUAUUAACUUGGUUAGGCCAUGAUUCCCAGUAUUCUGUGGUUGUCCUCCAUUUUGUGAUUGUAAUUUUAUGUUAAAGAGGAUUAGAGUGGGAUUAUAACACUCUUACCGGGCCGCAUCCCUGAUCCAAUGUAAGGAAGUUUCCCCAGGGUGUGGCCUAUACCACCUUUUGUCUUUCAAGAGAUAUAAGGAAAGGGAAGUAAGCAGAGAGUUGGGGACCCCAUAACACCAAGAAAAGAGCACCAGAAGCAGAGCGCAUCCUUUAGACCUCAGGUUCCUGUGCUGAGAUGCUCCCAGACCAAGGCAAGGCCAAUGCAUCACAAGGACCUUUCUCCAGAGCCAACAGAGAGAGAAAGCCUUCCCCUGGAGCUGAUCCCCUGAAUUUGGACUUGUAGCCUACUCGACUGUGAGAAAAUAAACUUCUCUUUGUUAAAGCCAUCCAUUUGUGGUAUUUCUGUUAUAGCAGCACUAGAUAACUAAGACAAUGAUGAACAUGGUUUCAAAAAUGCUGCCCUAACUCACUCUGUUCUCAUUGAUUUUUCCCUCUUAUUUCUUCUUUGUUUCUUCUCACACUUAAGUCUAAUUUUGAACAACCCAUGAGAUUUUCUCAUGUCUUUAAGAUUCUUUUCUUUUCAGUUCUCAUUUUAAUGUAAUUUUUAGUUUCUUUUGGAAAGAACCUUUUGGAUAUUGAACACAAGUCCUAAAUAUUAUAAUAAUUUUUUUUCCCCUGUCCCAAGAUCCAAAGUUGAGACACCUGGGUUGAUAAUCGAGUUAAAAGUUUUGGCUUUCUUUUUUUUUUUUUUAUUAUGAGGAGUCAUUAUUAAAGUCUUUUCUUUCAUUAGUUUAUUUCUUUGAUUUUGAAGAUUUGUCCUCUGGUACAUACGCAAACAUCAAUUUGAUGCAGGCAUUACAAACUCAACCCUUGAGUAACCCUUAUUUUGUUGUCUUUGUUUAUUUUUAUUAGAAUUUCUCUCCCUCCCUCUAGAGUCCCUUCCUGGCCCCCACUUUCUUUUUCUCUCAUGAUGUAAAAUAUUGUUACAGUCCCCAAGGCAGGGAACUUCUAUUCAGACUGUAAAAGGAAAUGUUGAAAUCCUUAGCUGUCCUGUCAACAGUAGUGGAAUGGAAAGUCGUUGGAUUAUUUUGGCACUGGUUCUGAAGCAGGCAUAAUUGGCAAAUUAUUGUAAUACUGCUGCCCAAAAAUCCCCAUUUGCUGCAAGAAAGUGGCAUUUGUUGGCAGAAGCCUCUGAAAUGCCCAGCACAUUCUUUGGAGUUGCCAUUUAAGGAUCAACCUGACAAUUGACUUCUCUCUGCACAUUUGUCCCCCUUGUAACCUAAGCCAGAACUAUUGCCAAAUGGCCUUCUGAAGGACACAGUGCAGCACCAGCAAAGUCAGAAAGGAUGAGGGGAAGGAGAUGUUCCUUAGCCCUAGACCUGUAGGAUGGCCUAUGAAGUCUAGCCUAUAACAAUAGGAUAGGCAUUUAAUGGAACCAAAGCUGCUUAGCAUGGAGAAGAGUGAGCUCAGAGAUGAUAGGAAAACUGUCUUCACAUCGCACAAAGACAGCCAUAUGAGAUAUUAGCAGGAUCUAGAAAGAAGGAUUGUGACCAGAGGAAGAAAGGAGUCAGGGAUUUCAAAAGCAAUUUAAGACUAGAAAGAACUUCUAAUAGUUUGAAAUAUCCAAAGAUAGAAUAGUUUGCUUCUUGAAAUAAUGAACCUCUCAUGGCGGUAUUCAAGGAAGGGCCAGACAAAGUGAAUAUUGUGAAAGGGAUUGCUAUAUUAUUAGGUUUGGAGAGAUGAUUGCUAUUAUCCCUUAAGGUCACAGGGAGGUCCUGGCCUACUGCUCUUUCCAGUGUAGUAUCUCCACUCCCAGUAAGGCAUAUCAUCUAAAUCAGUAUAUUCUCCAAAUAAUAGUCUGUAAUGAUUAGAUGGAAACCCUGGUGGUAUAGUGGUUAAGUGCUACGGCUGCUAACCAAAAGGUUGGAGUUCAAAUCCACCAGGCGCUCCUUGGAAGCUCUAUGGGGCAGUUCUACUCUGUCGUAUAGGGUCGCUAUGAGUCGGAAUUAACUCGACGGCAACAGGUUUGGUUUUCUGGUUUUUAAUGAUUAGAUAAGUAAACAGAUUUUUCUUUGGAAAGGGCUUAAUUAAUAAAUCCCGUGAUACCCUGAGAUAGUACUGUAAGUUUCCUAAGGUUUUAUUUCCUCAUCUGAAAAAUGGAGACAAUGAUACCACUUCUGCCUACUUCAUAAAGAUUGGGGACUCAAUGAAAUGAUAUUAAAUUAUUUUAUUAAAUAAAAAUCUUUGAUACUUAGCCUGAAGAGCUAUGAGACUUUUGCAGCAGCAAGUGGGAAAACAUCCAAGAGAACUAAAUUCGGUUUUCUUCAGGAAUUGUUUCUUGGUCACCAUAGUCCUACUAACCAUGGUAUUACUUGACAAUUGAUGUUUUCACUUGGGCUCUUUGUCCUUAAAUUCAACAGACAGUUACAAACCAGGGGACUUAUGUGUAUACCUGGGUUUUCCUUCCAGACGAUCAACUGGACUGUACCACCAAAGCUUCCCAAAGGGCCUUAUAGGUUUUAUUGGGGAAUAGGAUAAGGCCCAAGAGGUAUGGUGCUCCCAGCAUGUCAUCACAGAAAUGUCAAGGUUGGAGGUCAUGUUCAUUCGAUCUUUAUCUGACAUGAGAAUUCCAACUACACAAUCCUCAAUCUGCCUUCUUUCAGAAAUGGCUUAAUAUUUCUGCUGACAGACUGCACAGGCUUCUGAUGUAUACUGGGCCCUUCUGACAGAAAGUUUUUCUUCUGUUGAAUUGAAACCUGUAAUAGCCAUUUACCACCUCUUAAACUAAAUUUUUUUUUUUUUUGCACUGGAAUAGUUUCAGCUUAGUUUUCAUGCCUGGGUGUAAGGCAUUUUGGUACAGAGACAAGGCUGAUGGAGCCUCUAAUACUUGCAAAAGGGGCAACUAUCAGGAAUCACCAGACCUGACACCCAGAGGGCAGCUGGGACUCUUUGGAGGCCUGAUUUUUGGCCUUCCUCUAAGGCAGAAGAGAAAAGUGUGACGAGUUUGUUACUGUGGGAUCUUUCAUCUUGAGGCCUAUUCUCAUUGUCCCUUUGCUGAAGCAUCCCUGAAGAAGUCAACUCACAAAGCCCUGAUAUGAAAGAAGUAUAGAAAGCAUCUAAUCCAAUACUUUCAUUUUGUAGAACAUGAAACAAAGUUCCACAGACUAGAAAGAAAUUACUCAAAGAAGAUGGUGGAUUUUUGGCAAUACUGGAACUAGAAUCUAAAUCUUUCAAUAUCUUACUGCUGGCCUGCUGCUCUUUCCAGUAUAAUAUCUCCAUUUCCAGCUAAAUGCAUAUCAUCUAAAUCAGUAUAUCACAGUUGGUGGUUUAAUUCUUACAUGAGAAAACAACAGGUCACAGAUGUUUGUGGGAAUUUCCAGAAAUUACCUGUAUUUUCUUAAAGGCUAAGGUCACUCAAAGAGGUCUCUGGUUACCUAUCUGAUCAAACAGCCCAAACAAAGCUGCGGAAGCCAAAAGAGCCAGCAGAUGUUUUUGUAAGUUGGCUUUACCUCUGCCUGGCAUUUUGGGGGGCAAAAGAGGGGAGGGCAUAAGUAUUAAAUUCAGGCUUAAAAGUGCAUUAGAAAUUCUUUACACACAAGAGUAGAGGAUGUCUUGUGCCAAGGGGAAGAAAGAGAGAAACUAAUGCCUGUGGUUUUCAAAGGUUAAAAAAGGAGAAAAAGAAAAACAAAAAAACCUAAGUAUUUGCAGAGGGAUGAAUGCAUACUGGCUCUCAGCCAAUAAUUAUACAAGGGCUUCUGCCCACAUCCUGUAGCUGUGGUUUAGGGACGCUGCUCAUGAGUGACUUCUUAUGCUUAGUGGCAGGAAACUUUAGUCACUGAUGUGUAAACUCACCUUUGGUCUGCACCUCCCACAACGUGCUCUGAGGCAGUUAAGGGGCCAGGCCUCCUGAUUUUCUUGCAGAUACAACUUCCCCAGAGGCUAAGGAAGAACUCCAUUCGAGGCCUUAGGUGUAACUGAGCUUUGAUCAAUACUACCUUGUUUUACCCAAUUGUAGCCACCCCUUCCGAUAACUCUGUAGCCACAAGGAGGAACGAUGAUAUCCUCUACUAAAUCCUCUCUUCAGGCUCAAAAUCCAAGACAAAAAAAAAUGUGAGCAGUAUUCCAUUUCAGGGCUGCAGCCAAUGUGAAAUAUGAGAAGCAAAGUCAUGUGGUUGCUUCUGAGCCUAGAUUUUGUAUCUGCUGUGCUAUUUUACACUCAAUUUAAAAAAGUUCUUAGUAAACAUCUCACAAGCUUUCCUUUUCAAGAGAAGCCAAAUGGAAUUUGUAAGCCCAGUUUAAUUAGCUUUUGUGUUUUUAGGUAGGUAUGAGGGACCAUGACAAUACACUAUAGAUAGAGAUUGCUCUGGGAUCCAGUUUUCUGAUCUGCCACCUUUUCUCUCAUAUCCCUGUCCAGAACACUUAUUCCAUCCAUCUCAGGAAUGCUUUUACCUCUCUUUCAUACCCCCUGCUGAUUCUUUAUGAAAUCAUUCAACCUGAAUCAGAAAAAAAAAAAAAGGGACCUUAAAGUCCGUAUAGUUCAGCCUUCUACCUAUUGUAGGAGUGACCUCAAUCUAAAAGAAUUUGCCAUGCUGGGUUUUGGACUUGCUUGGUACCUGUGAUCCCUUCUUUUCCGCCUAUUUCCCCCUUUUGGAAUGGUUAUGUUUACCCUAGGCUUAUUUCAUCAUUGUCUUUUGUAAGCAGAUAAUUUGUAUCCUAGGUUUCACGGGUUCAUAGAUGGAGAGAAAUUUUUCCCCAGGAUGGAACAUACCCAGAAUCUCACCCAUACUUGAUUUGGAAGAUGAGAUUUUGGACUUAGAGUUGAUGCUGGAAUGGGUUAAGAAUUUUCCGGAAGCUGGUGUGGGGGGAACGUAUUUUUACACAUGGGAAGGACAUAAACUUUUUGGGAGCUAGUGGGCAAACUGUUAAGGACUGAAUUGUACUCCUCAAUAAAUAUAUUUAAUUCCUAACUCCUGUUACUUCUGAAAGUGACCUUGUUUGAAAAAAGGGUCUUUGAGAUGUUGCCUGGUAACAUGAGGUCAUACUGGAGUCAUGUGGGGUCUAAUCCCAUUUAAGUAGUGUCUUAUAAAAGAGAAGAAUAGAAACAGAGACAGACAGAAGGAUGACAGUGUGACUACACAGGAUGCAAGCCAAGGAACACCAAGGAUUGCUGGGGGCCACCACAAGCUAAGAGAGAGACAUGGAGCAAUCCCUUUCUCAGAGCCAUCAGAAGGAAUCAACAUGGCCAAUACCCUGAUUUGGACUUCCAGCCUCCAGAACUGUGAGACAACCAAUUCUUUUUCUUGAAAUCCUCCCACUUUGUGGUAUUUUGUUAUGGUAGCCCCAGGAAGCUAAGACCCAAUCCUAUGUCUUUCUCUGGUCAAAAGGAACUUUAUUACCUCUCUGUUCCGUAGUACAUCAGGUGGACCCAUUCCAUUAAUGGUAUUGUUUUGAUUGAACCAGGUAAGCAAGAAGUAACAACUAUUCUGACAAUUAUGUAAGACACAUGCAUGCCAGAGGGUAGGCAAUGAACCAUACCUACCCCCCAAGUUCUGAGGCUUUUGUCACUAAAAAUCACAGUCGUGAAUUUUCUUGAAGUUCAGUGAUCCGGAACAUGUCAAGAUACACGUUUAUACAAGACGAAGGACAAAUUCUGCCUUCCUAUGACUAAGAAGGAGUCCUGAUGGCGUAGUGGUUAAGGGCUCAGCUGCUAAACAAAAGGUUGGAAGUUUGAAUCCACCAACCACUCCUUGGAAGUCCUAUGGGAUGGUUCUACUCUGUCCUGUAGGGUCACUGUGAGUUAGUAUGUGUUCAUCCCUCUGCAAAUACUUAGGCUUUUUGUUUUAAAUUGCAUUGCCUAUUGAGGUUCUUUGGAUUUUGGAGGCAACACAUACCUCGUUUGGGUCUGCUGCUCAAACACAUUGACCUAGUAAUCCAAAAUGCUGCAGAUUUUUAAUGGGUUCCAGGACAGGUAUGGCUUUGCAACAAAUGCAGGCUGCUGUGCACGCUGUUCUAGCACUUUGGCUAUAUACCCCAGCAGAUCUAAUGGUGCUUUAAGUACCUGAGGCAGAUAGGGAUGUGGCAUAGAACCUUUGGCUGGCCCCUCUAUGUGAAUCGCAGGACAGAUCUUAGAAUUUUAGGCAAAGUUGUGCUGUGCUUUCAGAUAAUUACUUUUCUUGAGAAACAGCUUUUGUCUUGUUACUGGGCCCUUGUAGAGACUAGAUACUUGACCAAAAGCCACCAAGUUAUAACAAAACCUAAGCUGCCCAUCAUGAGCUGGAUGUUGUCUGGCCCAUCAAGGUACAACACAGCCCUCCAUUGUCAACUAGAAGAGAUAUAUACAAAAUUGGGCUCAGACAGGUUCUCAAGAUACAAGUAAGUUUCAUGACCAAGUGGCUCAGAGCACUACAGUACCUAUUACUGCCACAUUUUCUUCUCUCUUCCAACUCACACUCAUGGCUUCAUUGGGCCUGGUUUAUAAAGGCUCUGCAUGAUGUGCUAGCAUCACUUGUAAGUGGACAGCUGCAGCAUCUACUUUAUACCCAGUGCUGUCGAGCCGAUUCGGACUCAUAGCAACCCUAUAGGUCAGAGUAGAACUGCCCCCAUAGGGUUUCCAAAGAGCGCCUGGUGGAUUUGAACUGCCAACUUUUGGUUAGCAGCCAUAGCUCUUAACUACUGCACUACCAGGACUCCCUGAAAUUUGCUCCAAUAGCCCAGGUGAAGGAAAUUUCUCUGAGUGGGAAAAAGAAAUAAAAACCAUUUCUACGUCCUGCUUAAGGACACUUUCCCAUUUUACAGAUGAAUAAACUGAGACAUGGAGAGGUGAUACAGUUUAGCUGCUGUUACAAAUGCCUCACAAAGCCACUGGACACUGUAAUGGCAGAGACCCCAUGUAAACUUCUUCCAUUUUGACUCUAUCAGUUUGAGCUCAGUUUUGCAUAACAGAAUCCAUUUCGCUAUUUCAAUUACAAAGGGUUUAAUAUAGGAAAUUAGGGGCUUAGAACAUCAUUAGAAAGGCUAGAGGCAUGGGCUGUAGGUGAGAUUUCAGAAGUGUUUCUCAGAAUAACACUGCAAAUGGGCUCACAGAGGGAUUAAUUAUCUCUGCUAUACCCAGGAAACUGCUAUGCCAACAGCAAGCAUCAAGGUUGCAUCCCUUCAGCUACAGUUCGGUAGGCAGGAGCUGCAGGCUCCAGAACCAUGUUGUGUCUGUGAGAUCUCCAACAGCAUAGCGAGUGUGACACAUUUUGCCAACCCACCCUGCCCCCACAUCUGCAUUCCAUACUUAUCUUAAAGCAGGACACUGGAAGGGCAUUCCAUUUUCUCCUCUUAACAGUAAUUCAAAGAAUUUAUUGAGUAGGUACUAGGUAGUGAGCUAACAUCUUUACAUCCGUUAUAUCAUUACAUCAAUGAAUCCUCAAAGAGCCCUCUUAAGAAUACAAUAUUAAUAUUAACACAUCCAUUUUGAGAGGAGAAAUAUAAAGCGCAAAUUGGCUAAGAAGCUUGGCCAAGAUUACAUACUAGGAGGUAGACAACCUGGAUUAAAUUAGAAUUUAACCAUAACCAGAACCUAACUACAAAGAAACCUGGGGACUGCAACUUUUAGCCCUCUGGCCUCUACGGUACAAAAGACCCACUAGAACAAGGUUAGAACAAAUGUUGAGCUGGGAAUUACGUUCUCUCCACAAUCUGCUUUAUAUUAAAGAUAACUGUUUAAAUAUUUCUCCUCUGCCUGACUGUGAGCUCCUUGUAAGGAUCCCAGUUUCUCCUCUAGCACAACCCUUUAUGUAUAUAUUAGCCAAUCAGUAAAUGUCUUUAUGAUGCUGAUGCCAUAAGCAUUUUGGUUUCACCCAAUUUCAGUAGCACGUGUUUUAGCUUCUAUGAAACCGCUGUCUUUUUGUGAUCUGGUUCUACAGAACAGCAGACAAACUUCAGGAAGAAAGAGUAUUUUGAUUCUACCAAAGGUAUUUUUAUUUCCCAAAGACUUUGUUGUGGUUACAUCAAAAACACAUAGCAACACUCAGAACGUGUCAUAGCUUUAGAAAGUGAGGAAUGACAUUUUACUGGGGAAAAAAAAAAAUCAUAUAGAAGACUAACUGAGUGAUAACCAGGGCACCACUCAAAAGCCUGUUGGCUUCAGAAUAAGCUCAGUAAAUAGAAAUGUAGGCCACACCUAGCACAAGCAGAACAUGAUGACCUGGUAGAUAUGCUCGCCAGACUGGUGUGUCAGGAAAAGGCGAUAAGCUGAGGUUCUCCAGGCCUGCCAUCAGCUUCAGGGAGUAGAGACCAGUCAUCUGAUUCUGGCAACUUACCAGAUGAUGGUUCCAACAGUUGAGGCAGGGAGUUUAGAAGAAAAAAAGAUAUUUAUGGAAAUGCAGUGUGUUCAGAUUUGGAUACGUUGAGCUUGAAGGGCUGUGGGACGUCAAGGUGAAAAUGUUCCUGUCUAAUCAGCAGGUGGAUGUGAAGGUAUGGUGCUCAGGAGACAGGGCCUUUAGAGUCAUCACGAGUUAAAAUCUUAGGAGUGGAUUAGAUUGCUUAGGCUGAGUGUAUAGAACAGCACUAUCUAAUAGAACUUUCUGUGAUAAUGUAAAUGUCCUAUAACUCUUCUCUGUGCGACACAGUAGCCACUAGCUGUGAAAUAUUGGAGGUGAGAUAUAGGAACUAAAAUUUUUAUUUUACUUAAUUUUAAUUAGUUGAAAUUUAUAUAGCCUCAUAGGACCAGUGGGUGCCGUAUUGGACAGCACAAAUGUAGAAUGAAGAAAAGACACGACUGAGAAUGAAAUCCUCAAGAAUAGCAACAUUGAACAUCUAAGGUUCUUUAUCUUAAUCCCUCAAAGAUAAGCAAGAACACAGGACUUUUUUUUCUAUAUUUUAUCAAGUGAUAAAAAAAUGAUACAUAACAGUUUAUAUUGGAAACCAACAGCUUCCCAACUCACCUCUUUCUACUUUUUAGUGAUAACUUUAUUUAUGGUCCUGCUGGUGGUUACCCCAUAACUCUGAAAAUUGGUUUUUAUUGCUAUGUAUUGAUGUAUCAACAUCAGAUAUUAUCUAUUGAUUCUCUUCUAUGAAAGAACAAGAUUUAGUUCACGUACACUCUACUUCACACCUCCUUCCCUUUCCUUUUUACAUGUUUGUUAUUUUCACUUUCCUCUUUAUUAUACUUGUUACUGAAAUAAUAUGCUUUCACUUCUGUUUAUCUAUCAACUUUAGUUUCUAUCUCUUCUCCUUGAAAAUAAAGAUAUUAGAGGGAUAACUUUGUCUUCCACAACUCUUAUUUUUUGUCUUCUGUAAAACAGCUAUUCUACAUUAUCCAGGCUGUAAAAAUCUGCAAUCUGUUCCAUAGCCAUGUUAGGUGUUUUAUGCUUAUAUGCACCUAGUAAUUCUGGGAUAAGUAGUGACAGGGCUGAUGGAAGAAAGAAUGUAUGGCUUAAAUUAUCUACUUGUUUGCUUUAGUUCUCCAUCUUACCUUGCUGGUGCAAAAAUCAUCAUAUCUCAUAUGUCUUCAGAUUACAAAGCUCUAUUGUAUAUAUUAUUUUUUUGUGAUUCUCCUCCAAGUGCACAAGUUAUUUAACAUCCAUGUUUUGCAGAUAAAAAAAAUCAAAAUAGAGUGACUUGGCCAAGGUCAUGUAACUGAGAAUUAGGAAAGUUAAGAGUCAGUUAGGUUUUCUGAUGACACAUCACCUCACAAUUUUGCUCACAGGAAGGUUUCCUAACCACUCAAGUUUGCAAAAAAAAAGUUACAGGUUGAGUUUCUUGCCUCAGAUUUACAAUCCAUGGUGCCUGUUGGAGCAGAGAAAUUUGAGGCAUGUGUGUGGUGACCACGUUUUCUUUCAAGAAACUCAUAGAAAUGCCUCUAGGCAUCUGGGUACUUCAUGAACCUAAGCUGGCCAAUGCUUACCUCUUGUUAAAGAAUCAUCUAACAUUAAACUAACAUUUACGAAAUACUUACGUGCUGGUGUCUGGGCUAGGAUAUUUCAUAUACAUCAUCUCGUUUAAUCCUCACAGCAACUCUUUAAGUAGAGACUACAUCAGAGAUUGAAUUGGAUAGUUCAAAUCUUCAAUAAUUCAUUGCUGUGACUGAGUCCUCUCUUUCUGUAAAAGGGGGUAAAAUAACCUGUGCCCCAAACAUACUUCACAAAUGUGCAUAGUCAGAAGAUAAAUUGAUUUUGGUAAAAUAAAUGAGAUUAAGUGUUUGGUUGCCUGGGAGACAGGCAGUGUACACAAACCAAACGUUGUUGAGUAAUAGCAAAGUAUUAUAAAGCUUUGUUCCUGUUACCAGCAAUGGAAAUGACCCUAAUGGAUUGGCACUGUGGAACUCUCCUUGUGUACAAAAAACUGCAAACACUCUUCUAGCUUUCAACAUUUCAGUGAGAAUACUGCUAAAGUAAUUGUACAACGAGAUUGAUUUCCAGAUCCAUAAAACCCAUCCAGGGCACUUGCUGUCAUUCUCAUGCCAUGAUUAAUAUAAACUCAGUAAAGAGGUAUCCCAGCAGGGGCAGGAAGCGUAUAUGAUUUUGUUGGUCCUCUUUAAGCAAAAAGAAUAUAAAAUUAUAAAUAAAAGAUUUGGCACAAAAGUGAAUAUUCUUCUUCAUUGGCAAAAGAAAUCUCGACCAAUUACAGAUAUUGCGAACCUGAAAAAUAAGUAGACAAAUAAAAAUUCAGAAAAAUAGCCGUCUGUCUUCAUUAACACACCUCUAUAAUCCUUCAUUCAGACCCAUUGUUGGCUACAUACUGGUUGAUCACAUCUUCAUAUGACCAUAAACCAAAAAAAAAAAAAAAAACCCAAUGCCCUCGAGUCGAUUCCGAUUCAUAGCAACCCUGCAGGACAGAGUAGAACUGCCCCGUAGAGUUUCCAAGGAGCGCCUGGUGGAUUCGAACUUUUGACCAUUUUAGCAACCAUAGCACUUAACCAUUAUGCCACCAGGGUUUUGAUUAAAUUAUUACUUUCUGUAAAGAGAAUAGAGAGAUCAUGCAAUCUUUUCUCAGUUAACUGAAAUGUGUCUUCAUAAAAUUAUUAUUAACUGUUUAGAACAGCUGCAGUCAGCUUCACAAUUCUUUAUUGGUAAUGCUUUGUAAAUUUUAAAAAUUGAUCUCAAAUUUGGGGUAAUUUCUCUCAAGUUUCUACCAUACCUGAGAUGUAAGACUUGGAAGAAUUUUAACAGAACUCCUCCUGGCUCUGUACACUUUAUGUUUCUCUUGCAGUACCUUCCCGCUUCCUGGGCUGGAUGCCUUAGGGUACAUUUAUAUUCAUAUUAAUCUCCGUUCACCCUUUGGCCUUGCCCUUCCUUUGAAUCCCAGUGUCAGAUUAGACGGCAUAGUAGGUGGUAGAAGUAAUCUUUGAGGCAACUCCUAUAUCAGGAUAACCAAAUACCUUAACUCUUCAUGAAAGUGACUGGAACCACAUGAUUGUACCCCACUAAUUCCAAAAUAGACAUAAACUACCUCAACUUCCCCUUACCCAGAUCUCACAAAUGCCCACAGCCAUUCUAACACUUGACAGGGGGGAAGAAGUGAUGCAGAGAAGACAGACUGGAAAGGAACAAAAUUUCUAACCAAUUUCAGUUAACAUACCUGGAGCCCCUGGGUGGCGCAAAAGGUUAAUGCCUGGCUACUAACCAAAAGGUUGGGGUUCAAGUCCAACUAGAAACACCUAGAAAGAAGGGCCUGAUCAUCUGCUUCUGAAAAAUCGGCCACUGAAAACUCUAUGGAGCACGGUUUUAUUUUUUUUGUGUGUGUGUGUGCUUUAAGUGAAAGUUUACAAUUCAAGUCAGUUUCUCAUGCAAAAACUUAUACACACAUUGUUAUGUGACCCUAGUUGUUCUCCCCAUAAUGUGACAGCACACUCCUCCUCUCCACUCUGUAUUUCCCAUGUCCAUUCAGCCAGCUCCCGUCCCCCUCUGCCUUCUCAUCUCGCCUCCAGACAGAAGCUGCCCACUUAGUCUGAGGUGUCUACUUGAGCUAAGAAGCACACUCCUCACCAGUAUCAUUUCAUGUCUUACAGUCUAGUCUAAUCUUUGUCUGAAGAGUUGGCUUCAGGAAUGGUUUUAGUUCUGGGUUAACAGAGCUUCCGGGGGCCAUGACCUCUGGGGUCCCUCCAGUUUCAGUCAGACCAUUAAGUCUGGUCUUUUUACUAGAAUUUGAGUUCUGCCCCCCACUUUUCUCCUGCUCCAUCAGGGACUCUGUGUUACGUUCCCUGUCAGGGCAGUCGUUGGUGGUAGCUGGGCACCAUCUAGUUCUCAGGCUGAUGGAAUACACAGUUUUACUUUUAAAAAUUAUUAAAAAAAAGAAAAGAAAACUGUGCACGCAAACACAUUGUUAAACUCAUCUCAGGGCUUCGGAAGGGGGCCAGUAAAGGGAGAUACUUUGAAAUUUAGUCUUUCUUAGCUUCACAGUCAAAUCCACACCUGAUGCUAGGAUUGUGGAAGGAAUAACUUUUGGAGUGAGAGAACUUGAUUCUAGCCCUGACUACCCUACUGAUGCACUGUGUUGGCCUUGGGGAAACUAUUCAGCCCUUGAACUCUCAGUUAUCCCUUUAACAAAUGAGAGUUUGAAUAGAUAAUACCCAAAGGUCUCUACUACCUUGGACAUUGAGUUGUAUCAGAUAGAACUGGUUGCAAUGGCCAAGCCCACACAGACUCAGGACAGAGAGCGGCCAGGCCUAUGUUCACAAGACAGAAGCAACUGUAGCCAUUUCCACUCUGUUUUGGAAGCAGCUGCCUUAUUUUUACAAAAAUGCAGUCAGACAAAUCUUUUCAAGGAAAAAGGAGUAGUCUUUCCAAGGACUUUUGUCCCUUUUGCAUCCCAGUGAACUCUGUGUGAGUCACUUAUGAUUGAUGAAGAGCCGGUUUCCAUGGUGACAACUUCUGUCCUUCCCAGCAGCUGCAGAGCUUAACCCAACCCUGACACAGCUUCCUGAGCUGGGCUGGGCAGCCACUUAACCAAAGCAUCCAGGGCAGAACUUGACAGCUCUGCACUUUGGGCCCUGGAAGAGAUUCCAGAAGGGAGAAGGGCGGGAGUGUGAUGAAACCACUCAUCUUCUCCCUCAUAUUUUCCAUGGGUUACAGUCUCAAGAGGUAUGCCAUAGCUAGAAAGGAACAUUAAUGGCAAAGGAGUCUUGACCAGCUUUUCAAUUCUGAAUGGAACAUUUCUGAGUGGGAGGGCUUCUCCAGCAAAUCUUCCCAAUACAAUUGCUUCGGACCUUCAUAGAGUAAUCUUCUAUCUUUCCGGAUCCAUUGAGCUAAGUUUGCUAUAUCUCUCUUCCAGUAACUGCCAUCUCUUUUGCCACCAAUUUACUCUCUCUCCGACUUCUGGGAUUGUCCUCCUCUAGCUCCCAUUUCUACUGGUCUGUCAAUACAAGACCAAGAGCCAUUUACUUGAAUGGCGGGCUAUGCCCAAAAGUUAACAGACGGUCACAGCUGUGUUAGAGGAUCUAAGUGUGGAGUACAUUCUAAAAUAGAACUUGACCGCAGAGGGCAGGGAAACAUGCCGUGCUCAUCGCUGCCAGGGAAUGUAGCCCUGAAGCUUGGCUUUUUCACGCCUUAAACUCAUUAAACCCCCAGCCUACAUUUCACACAUCACGUCCCUCCAGAAUCUCUGGCUUUCUUCCUUCAAACUGUACACUCUUUUCUUCUUCAGCUCACUUCAGUUGGUCUUUUACCAACUUGCUGUUCAUAUUACUAUUCAUGCAGAAUUUUCUAAAUGCCAACACAAUACCAAUAGGGAACAGAAUGUCCCUGAGGAGGGAAGGUUUGCUCCAGUUAUUAGAAUUAUUGGAUUAUAGGCAUGUAAACCUGGAGAGGAUCCUAAAAAUCGUGUAGAACUACCAUCAUCAUUCUACAGUUUGGACAAAAAGAGAGAUAAAGAUCACACAGUGAGACUGGGCCAUAGCCAAAAAAAAAAUGGAAACUGACUCCAUGCUCUGUAUUUCUAUUAAACCACUUUUAAAAUCAUAUUCUCAACACCAAAUCAUUUUGUGAAGGUAUUUAAAUUUUGUAGAAGUGGUAGCCUAAUACAAUAAUAUAGCUAAUUACUUUAAUCUUUUGCUUCAGGUUUAGGAUAUUGCCUGGCCUAGAAGUGCCAAAGAAAUUAUCUCCUGGCAUACACGAAAGUCUUGGAUAUUAGUUUCCAUUAUCCAAAUUUCCAUAUACAAAUAGCACAGUUCAUAGCAAAGAAGUCAUUACAUACAUAUAUUCGACCAACAAGCAGUCUGACCUACUGACUGUACGCAUAUGCUGGGAAAACACAGAGGAGAGAAUGAUUGAUUUAAACUUGAUGUCCAAGGAAGGCUUUAAGGGGAGGUAGCAUUUGAACAGAGUCCCUGGGUGGAACAAACGGUUAAUGUUUGGUUGAUGUUCUUGGCUGCUAACCGAACAGUUAGAGAUUUGAGUCAAUCCACAGGCACCUUGGAAAAAAGGUUGUCAAAUUUCCCCAUUUUAGCCAUUUCUCUAUAAAGGAGUUUCAAGCUCUUUCAAUUUGCCUGUGUUCAGAUUUUAGCUUUGCUGUUAGCUAACUCCCUGGCCUUAGGCAACUGACACAAUCCUCUCUGAGCCUCAAUUUCUCAGCUAAGUACCUCAUAGAAAGUGCAUGUGAGAGUUAAAAUGACAUAAAUUCUGAAUGUUGUUCAGUAUAGUGUUUGGCACAUGUUGUUGUUGUUAGGUGCCGUCAAGUUGGUUCCAACUCAUAGCGACUCUAUGUACAGCAGAGUGAAACACUGCCUGGUCCUGUGCCAUCCACACAAGCAUUGCCAUGCUUGAGUGCAUCAUGGCAGCUACUGUGUCAAUCUGUCUUGUUGAGGGUCUUCCUCUUUUUCGAUGAUCCUCUACUCUACCAAGAAUGAUGUCUUUCUCCAGGAACUGGUCCCUCCCGAUAACACGUCCAAAGUAUGUGAGACAAGUCUCGCCAUCCUCGCUUCUAAUGAGCAUUCUGGCUGUACUUCUUCCAAGACAGACUUGUUUGUUCUUCUGGCGGUCCGUGGUUUAUUCAACAUUCUUCACCAACACCAUAAUUCAAAGGCACCGAUUCUUCAUUGGUCUUCCUUAUUUAUUGUGCAGCUUUCACGUGCAUAUGGGGUGAUGAAAAACACCAUGGCUUGGGUCAGGCGCCCCUUAGUUCUCAAAGUGACAUCUUUGCUUUUUAACACUUUAAAGAGAUCUUUCACAGCAGUUUGGCAAAUAGUAUCAUUGAAGUUCUUCUUCACUGCCUCAAAAUUCCGCGGGAAUUCUGAUUAGCUGAAUCACUUCUCGAGGACUGAGUUCAGUUGUGGACAGAAAAAAGAGUCAGUAUAGUUAAGUAUAAAAGAAGCCCUGGUGGCACAACUGUUAAUCCCUCAACUGUAUGAACCCACCCAGUGGCUCUGCAAGAGAGAGACCUGGUGAUCCGAUUCCAAAGAUUACGGUCAUUGAGAACCCUAUGGAGCAGUUCUACUCUGAAACACAUGGGGUUGCCAUGAAUCAGCACCAACUGAAUGGCAAUGAGUUUGGUUUAGCUACUAGCAGUAAUAGAAGAUGCCAGACUCUUUCUUCACUCAUCUUUAGACAAUUAUUUAAAAACAUAGCUUGUUAGUAAGGAAUCAAAUUAAUUUCUACUUGUAUACUUAUAUACUACGCUUACAAGGAAUUUGAGAUGGAAUGAGACUCUACUCCAGGUUCCCCUGGCACUGUACUGCUUGGUCUUUUCCACCAUUGGGCGUCAUGGAAAGCUUGAAAGAAUCUGGGCGGAGAACGUGACUUAUUACUCGGGUCCUUUCCACUCUUCCUCCGUGAAGCAGUGUGGUGAGGUGGAGAGAACAUGGGACAGGGAGUGAGCGCACUUGAACUCUGUCACGGGCUCUCUGGAUCUCAGUUUGCUAAUCCCUUAAAUGAGAGGAUGGAUGACAUGAUCCCUGUUGUCCUUUGAUUCUGAGUGGAAACAUCACACAGGCACAUUUUCUUCUUUUCUUUCUAGCUCAGGAAAAAGCAGGGAGAGGUAGCUGACAACAGUCUCCUUGCCAUCUCCCCCAAAAGUCUCCAAACCCUAAAGAGCAGGAUUCUGAAGUUUCACACAAAGGGUAGUUUAGGUUCUGCCCCUCCUAAUUAUGGCCCAUUAAGGCCCCAGAUCCCUUCUGUCUGGAGAAUGUGCUAUUUAACAUUCUCCCUGGCAGUGCCUUCGCCAAGGACGCAAGCCCUUGCACUCAUGUCUGUUGAUGUUUAUGUUGAGAAAGUAGAUAAUCCUCACUGCAGUGACAAGUUGAUUGAAGCAAGUAAAAACCAAAUAGGGUUUAGAAUUCUAAUUGCUGACAGAUUCAUAAUGGUGUGUGAGGCCUGGUGUCUGCCUGGCUGGCCCUGCUGUUCAGAACCAAGUGUGAAGUUAAAAGGGUAUAUUGUUUCUGGUAUGAGAUUUCUCAACUCCGGAAUUGUUUCUUUUCUCAGUGGAGUGGUGGGGGGAGGAACAUGGCUCUCUAAAAAUGAUGAAGAAAAACAGUCACAGUCCUUGAAACAAGAGGAAGAAAGGAUAUCAGGUGUGUUUUCUAGUGAAAGAUAAUGUGGAGAUGGGUCUAGGAUGGAGGACAACUGGGCUCUCAUUGAUCAGUGACACCAUGCAACUUGGUGCAAGUCAUUUAACUUCCCUGGCCCAUCUGUUAAAUGGGUAUGUUAGAUUGAAGUCAGUGGUUGUCUUUCAGUGGUUUUUCUACUGAAUAUUUCUAGGAAAAAUGAUAUAUAAAUCAGACAAAAUCAGAAUAGCCUUGGUUGAAGAGUUGCUAAAUCCCUGGCACUAGCAGAGACUACAUUGGUAUCUCUAUGUGCAUAUAAAAUUAAAGAGAACAGAUUAUAAAAACUCACAAACAAAUUCAUAAUACUGGCUAUCCCUGGGUUAGUGAGGAUGGAACUGAGACUAGGAGUUGGGAAAAAAGUACUUCUGCACAAUUUUAUUUCUUAUAUAAAAAGUUUGAAGUAAAUAUAGCAAAAUAUAGAACAGUUGUCAAUUCUGGGUGGUGGGAGACACAGGUGUUGUAAUAGUUCAGUACUUUUUGUACUCAUCCUAUUUCUCUAAGUCAAAAAUCAAAUCAAAUCAGUGUCCACUGACCACAUUUCGAAUUCUAGUAUUUUGUGAUUUUGUAAGAUACCCUCUUUGAAUCUCAGCUUUCUCAUUCAUAAGAUAAGAAAGUAGGUUUAGGUGAUCUCUAAGAUCCUUUGGAUUCCAAAAAUUCCUUUUCUGGUAAGAAAAUAAUAACAGGGGUGGCUAGUUGACAGGGAAAGCAGAACCUAUUAUUUUAAGACCAUAUGCUGGAAGGUAGCAGGUUGGUGCUGAGCCUCUCUUCAAAAGAAAUGUGAUGGCUUUGUCUUUCUCCCAAUCUCUAAUAAUUAUUUAUAGGCACAUAGUUCUCAAGUGCUAAUUUAAAAAUCUAGCAUUUGAGAAUCACCUUCAGUAUGUCUCUGGCUUAGCACAAAUUACCACUUUAAUUAAGAGGAAAGUGGUGGUAUAAUGAAAGGUGGUUUGGAAAUUAGAAGAUCUAGGAUUUUAGUUCUGUCUAUGAUACACUUUGGAAACCCUGGUGGCGUGGUGGUUAAAAGAUAUGGCUGCUAACCAAAAGGUCAGCAGUUCGAACCCAGCAGGCACUCCUUGGAAACCUUAUGGGGCAGUUCUACCCUGUCCUAUAGGGUCGCUAUGAGUCGCAAUUGACUCGAUGGCAAUGAGUUUUGGUUGGUUUAUGAUACACUUUCCCUGGAUGACUCCCAUCUAUUCACUUUAACCUCUCGGGCCUGAGUGUCCUCAUUUAUAAAGUAAAUCAGUGGAACUAGAGGAAUUUCAAUGACUCUUCUGUAAGACAAAAAGAAGCAAAUGUUGAUAAUAAGGCGACUCUGAGAAAAACCUGAAAAAAAUACCAAGAGAUAUGGAAUCUAAUAGGUGGAGCUCAUAGCCAAUACAGGGGUAGAAGAGCUUGCUUAGUCUUUAAAAAAAGUUAAGCCAUCUGGAAAUCAAGAGUCCUACAAUUUUAUUUCAAGGUGAAGUCAUUCUAUCAGUUCUUUCUCUUGGGACUCUUUUAGACAAUCUUUUCUUUAACCUGUGCCACAUGGAUGGCUCUGGUCUUGUGUUUCCUGGUCUCCUGAGCUUGUUCUGUACCUAUGGUACAGAUACUCCGAUACUCGGAUUGCUCUCCCUGAAAAUAUUCCUUGUCACUCCGGGGUUUUGUCUGGUUUCUUAACCACUUUUGUUUUCAGGAGCAUCUCUCAAAAGAGCACUCUGGGUAACUACCAAAAGCUUUGGUGCUGAAAAUCCUUCUGGCUGGAUAACUUCAUGUUUAUAGUAAAUAUUCCUUUUAUUCACCAGUGGUUACUGUAGAGUGGAGCUAAAAACUGAUUUAUAACUCUUAAAAAAAUAUAAAUGGAAUGCUUCUUUUCAGCAAUCAACUUUAAUUCUGUACUAUAAUUGUUAUCUUAUUUUGUUUCUUCUUAGCCCCAUCUCACACCUAUUUGCCUUUUCCAGAACCAUUUUCUGAAUUUAUAGUAGUCUUUCUGCCAUGAGAUGGUGAGAAGCUUCAGGCACAUGAUGAGCUAAUAAAUUGACAGUUUCUAGAUUAAAGCAAAUGCAGAGGCAAUGAUUAAAGAGCUUCUACGCUAGUAAAGUGAAUAAUAAGCACUCAGAGAUUGUCCUUGGAUAAAGGAUCCCUGUGGGCAUGUUUCAAAGUCCAUUCAGUGGCCAGGGGUUGGAAAGCUCUUCUAAAAGAUGAAUAUAUCGUAAAUCACUUGCUGUUCAGAUUUUUUCCCCCCUAAGGAGACAGAAGCUGAAGCCAUUGAAGCCAUGACUCAGCUUGCCAAGACUUUAAAUCUGUGGUUCCAGGAAGUCUAAGAAUUCUGAAGCUGAGACCACUGAGUUAUGUUCCCAGUAUCAAAUCCAGUCUGAACCUUGACACUCCCCUGGCAACCUGAGAGCACUAAAAUGACAGAGAUGGUUCUCUACACCCUCUAGCUUUUUUCUUUUCUUUUUUUUUUGAAUAAUUUCCAUUCUAUAUCAUGGAAAUUGUUGUGAAACUCAGAAAACGUCAUCCACUGACCACUUGAAAUCCCACAAACACAACCUAGCCAUUUUUGACAUUGCAUCCUUUCGUUGGCUUUUAACACCUGCCUUUGCAGAGCUGUUGAUUUUUCUUUCAUCAGAAGUCUCACCCUGAUUUGCUUAAAGUGUAAUUGUGAGAGAGAAGACAGAGCCUGGAUUAUUGUCACUGUUGAUGGACCAUGAAGGAGACAAAACCUGAUGACAGUGACAGGUGGGAGGAGAGGCUCCUCUGAGAUUGUAUUUUCUGAUCUACUGACAGUCAACACGUGUUCAUGGAAACCACACUCUGUCCUGGAUUUCCAUGUGAGGCCUUGGGAAAGGAGACUGAGGGAGAGAGGAGCAGAGAUAUAGAAUUAUCCCUGAGAGCGAUUGCAUUGCUCUUCUAGGGACUGGUUUCUCGUACCUCUAUUUAGUAACUUAGAAAAAGUAAAAGUCAUUUGGCUAAACUGAACUCCUAUUUUCCUGAUGAAAUACGUGGCCAUGGGUAGUUCAGUGGUAGAAUUAUCACAUUCCAUGAAGGAAAUCCAGGUUUAAUUCCCAGCCAAUGCGCCUAAGGCAUGGCCACUACCUGUCUGCCAGCAGAGGCUUGUGUGUUGUUGGGUUGCUCAACAAGUUUCAGAAGAGAUUCCAGGGCAAGGCAGACUAGGAAGAAAGGCCUGGCAAUUUAUUUAUAUCAGUCAAUGAAAACCCUAUGGAGCACAACAGUCAACAGCACUGGGCAGCAUUUUUUUCCAUUGUGCAUGGGGUACCCAUGAGAGGGGGCUGGAUUGACGGCAGCUAACUGCCAGAACUAACAACAUCUAUCAGAAGUAAAAUGUCUUGAUGUUAGAAUUGAUGAGGGGAUUAUACAGAUUAUUUAGCCCAUCCUUCUCAUUUAAAUACAAGGAUACCUUAUCCAGUGGCAGCCUAAGAAUCACACAAUCAUUGAGAAUCAGAGUUUCAAGUUGAAUAUGACUUCUUCACUGCCAGGCUGGUGCUCAGCUUGAGCUCUGGGGUUAGACUGUGAGAAAUUUCAAUUCCAGCCCAUUUCAUUUAGAGUUGGGUACUCAUGGACACAUUACUUAAGCUCUCUGUGCCUCAGUUUCCUCAUCUGUAAGUUAGAGAUAAUAUCUAUUCCAUAGGAUGGUUGUAAGGAUUAAAUGUUAUAGGCAAAGUGCUUAACAGUGUCAGGAGCAUGUUAACACAACAUAUAUUAACUAUUACUAUAUUGAAACCCUGGUGGCGUAGUGGUUAAGUGCUACGGCUGCUAACCAAAGGGUCAGCAGUUCGAAUCCACCAGGCCCUCCUUGGAAACUGUAUGGGGCAGUUCUACUCUGUUCUAUAGGGUUGCUAUGAGUCGGAAUCAACUCGAGGGCACUGGGUUUGUUUUUUAUUGUUACGGAAACCCUGGUGGCAUAGUGGUUAAGUGAUAUGGCUGCUAACCAAAAGGCCGGCAGUUUAAAUCCACCCGGCUCUCUUUGGAAACUCUAUGGGACAGUUCUACUCUGUCCUAUAAGGUCACUAUGAGCCAGAGUCGACUCAACAGCAAUGGGUUUGUGUAUGCCAGCUCUUUAGAUGCAUGAAGAAGAUGAAGGUAAUUCCACUGAGUCUUCUACAAGUUUCUCCCUCAUAGGAAGUGGCUUGAGUCAUCUUCCUCUGAAGAUUCCUCUGAUUGUCAAUGUCACUCAAAAGUCUGUUCCCUGGAUAUAAAAGCUGCCUUCAGAUGUUUGCCAACAAAGCAAAAAAUAGCAGGACCAUUGUCUGCCUCCAUCAUCAGUUGGCAUAAGCCUCUCAUCUCUUUCCUUGGUCUUCGAUUUUCCGUUCUACUUUUAAAUUUACUUGUGAGUUUAUUCUUCAUUAAGCUUACGUACUCAUCGUACUCUCUUUCUUGCAUCUAUGCUAUUAAAAAGUGUAGCACAUACAAUACCAUCAAAACAGAAAACACAGAUACGUAAAGGAAAUUGUAAUUCAUUUGUAUAAAAUUUGUAUUUAAGACCCAAUUCUGUUGGUGCAAAUACAUAUAUAUUUUUUCAAUUCUGAGUGAACUUAGUCACUUUAAGUUUGAACUCCUCCAAUCCAUGAAUUCCAUUGUCUUCUUCUUUGAGAAGAGUCCAUUGAAACUCUGAGAAGGCUUAUGUUACAUCGUGGGGAAAACAUCUGGGCCUAAGUUGUAUCAGUAAAAGCUGGUAUUAGCUGAGGUGUUUUCAUUUCUACCUACCAACAUGAAUGACCAUGUACUCCACGCCUUCCCUCCUUACCACAGACAACCCCUCCAAGUGUAUACUAGAUCCCACCUCCUCCUGAAAGUAAAAUAUACAAUUCUCACUUAACAUGUCCCAGACCAAUUCUUGAUAUCACCUGUACCCUACACCUUCUCCUUUCUCAGUUUUCCCAACUUUUGUUAAGGGCAUCUCUAUUCUAUUUGGUCAGGUCGUAAACCUUAAAGCUACCCUUGAUCUUUUUCUCAUAAUGCACAUUUAGCCUAUUAUAAAGUGCUGUUACUUCUAUAAUCCAGAUACUUCUAGAAUCCAACCCCUUAUGUUCCUGUACAAUGCAGCACCCUCCAAGCAACCAUGGUAUCUCACCUGGAUUCUUGUAACAGCCUCCUUACUGCUGUCUGUUUCCCCUUUGACUCCUACGAGCUAUUUUAUUCCGAGCAUCUAAGGUUAACCCACUAGAGAUGAAAUGAGACUUUGUCACCCCUCUGCUCAAAACAGUGACUCACUCAGAGUAAGAGCCAAAGUCUACAAUGGCCCACAUGUCUCCACAUUAUCUGGAUGUGUGUGACCUAUCUGAUAUUCAUUUCCCCUAUUCAUCUUUAACUCAUCACAAGAAACUAUACUGGCCUCCGUGGUGUUCCUUCAAUACUUUAAAAAUGCUUCUACCUCAGGGCCUUUGGACUGGCUAUUUUCAGGUAUCUCCAUGGCUUUCCCUCAACCACUUAUGGUCUUUGCUCACUGAGAACUUUGCUGAUUAUUAUAUUUAAAAUUGUUUCUACAAUCUAGUACUCUCCUCCCAGCCUUUUUCAUCUUUCUCCAUAGCACUUAUCAGCUUCUUACAUGCUCUUCUGUUGUGUUCCUUUCUGUCCCUCCCCAUCUGCCCAUCAUCAAAAUGCUUUAUGAAGUGAGAGAUUUUUAUCUUUUUUUUUUCUUUCCAUUAAAGUAUCCCAAGUGACUAGAACAGUAUCUGGUACAUAAAAACCAAACCAAACUUGUUGCCGUCAAGUCAGUUUCGACUCAUAGUGACCCUACAGGACAGAGUAGAACUGCCACACAUGGUUUCCAAGGAGCAGCUGGUGGAUUCGAACUGCAGAACUUUUGGUUACCAGCUGAGCUUUUAACCACUGCACCACCAUAGUCAGCACUCAAUAAAUACUUGCUAUUGAAAUACCACCAAGUCUUUUCACAUAUAUUCCGUAUCACUUUCGGCUUUGACAUUGCCUUUUCAUGACCAUGAGACUCUCCCAGGUCUACAAUUGGUCCCUGAGCCCUUUGAAUAGAUGAAGACAAUUUCUAGAUACCUUCUCAUGCCGCUCUGAGGAAGUAGACACAUCUGACUCUUCUCUUUGGCCUUUUUGCCCAGACUUGAUAUAGCGUUACUCAUUGCUCAGUGCUGCUCCUCUGUGCUGGCAUGUGUUACCCUAGGACCCAGCCAGAAUCCAUAUGGGAGUAGGUCCCAGGUCAUCUGUAAUCUCAGAUCACCUCAUGCUGAGAAAGUUUAAUACUUUAAUUUUAUACUUAGUUUAAACACCCCCCCCCCCACCCAACUCCUUGAAGUUAACCACUGAGUGGGGAGAAUCACAUUCCCAGAAACCUCUUAAGCUUCUCAUUAGCAUUCUCACACCUCUUCCCUUUCCCCAAAUUUGUAUCUAGCCAUGGUCAAUAUGAAAACCAAUCUAUGCCUGUUGUUUCUAUGUCAGAACUAAUCUAUGCCAAAAUCUUCAUUAUUGAACCUGACAAGACCCAGGCUCUUACAGGUCCAACAACAUUUUCUCUGGAAGUUUUCCUCUCUGCCAUGGGCUUCAAAAGCCUAUUUUGAAACUCAGAAGUUGAGCCUUUGAUCAUCUCUCAUGUGUGAUUUUCUGCAGUAACAACCCACCCCGAAGAUAUGAUACUGAAGAGCAUAGCUUCAAAAUCGGAGAAAUUGGAAGGACAUAACACAUCAACUACUAUUUUGUAAUAUUAUUUACAUCCUAGAAAAUAGUGGUUCGAAUUACUUGACAAGGAGGAAUGGCUAACCAACAUUUAGAAUCUAGAACCCCCACAUCCCCAGCCUUUAACUAAUUCAGGCACUCCUGCUGCAGAGUUCCAAGAGAUAUGUUAAGAAGACCCUCCAGACAAAUGCAUAGGUCUCCUUAUUCCUAUAUUAUUAACUUCCUGUCCAGGUGAAAUCAUAGGACUCUUUAUUCCUGUAUGAUUGAUCUCCUGUCUGUGUAAGUUGAGAUAAUCAUAUGUCAGUCAAAGAACUCCUUUUUGCCCCUAGCAUCUCAGGUAGUGAUUAGAGGCUCCGUGGUAAUUUAAGGCCCUUUGUUGCCUUCUCCUGUAUGGACAGGAAGUCUUCCUAAGGGAUGUGCAUUAUGAAGGAAUAGCCAGAAGACCCAGGAUGGCAAGGAACUUGCUUGGCCAGUUCAGAGUGCUUUCGUAUUUCUUAAUGGUCUGCCAAACUGUUAAGGGUGGUGACAUCCUCCUGGGUGAAAAAUACAAGGCUAUUUCACCUCUCUUUGUGUAUAAGCCAUGGCAGAACCUUUCUAUAAGAGUGCAUGGGGAAAAAAAGAAAUCAAUACAUUGUUAUCGAUCAUUUCCUUACCAAUUACUAUUUAAACUAUUCAAGUAUGUGGUGUUUACUGGGUCCUAACCUCAAGACCAGGUGAAGAAGAAUGUGUGUUGCCGCUUAAUAAAUAUUAAGGUAGUCCCAGAGCUGGAGUCAAGCCAAGGAUGCAUGGUCAGAAGGAGGAAGACAACAAUAUGUCUCAGACGAGAGGGUAAAAUUGCGGAAAUAGAGAAAAAGAAAAAUACCAGUGGCUGGGAGAGACAAGAGACAUCAAAGAGGAAGAUUUAACCUGGGGACUGAAUUUCUAGCACAUCUUACCUCUGCAUCCCAAUUCUACCAUAAUCCACCGUGAGCUCAGGUAAUGCCAACUCAUUUUCAUAUCAGCAAAAGGGAUUAGAAGGUAAAUCUUCAGAAGGGGAAAAAAGUUCAUGAUGCAUUUUAAAGCCGAAUGCAGAAUAAAUGAUUUUUUUAAUCCACUCUUUUGUAUUAUUCAUGCCUCAGCUCCCUUGUCAUGGCCAUGAAUAAAUGAAAUUUGACAAAUGCUGUGCAACCCAUGGUGGCCCAGAAUCACCCUAGAAGCUGAAGAUCAGCUGCAAUCCAUUCCAAGGGGGUAAUAGAAGGUGAGCCUGAAGGCCUUGGAGAUCAUCAAAAUCAGAGUUUCUCAACUUCUUUAAGCUCUCUUUGAUAAACCUGGAGCCUUGGUGGCACAGUGGUUUAAGAGCUCAACUCUAACUAAAAGGUUGGCAGUUCAAAUCCACCAGCUGUGCCUUGGAAGCCCUACAGGGCAGCACUAUUCUGUUCUAUAGGGUCGCUAUGGGUAGGAAUCAACUCGAAGGCAAUGGGUUUGAUAAAUUUAAAGAUCACAUACCUAUAUUUAAUUGUAUUUGAAAUUCAAAGUAAGUUAAAUAUUGUAGCAAAAAAAGUCAAAUCAGAAUCACGGGACAAAAUGUGCUGCUUUGUAUUCUUACCAGGCAUUCCUCCCUAGAACUUUUAGAGGUCCUCUUUGAGAACCAUGGAUGGACCAAAGAUGGACAAGUGGGACAGAGUAGCUGAAGCUGGGGUCUGGGGACCACAGUUUCAGGGGACAUCUAGGUCAAUUGGCAUAACAAAGUUUAUCAAGGAAAUGUCCUGCAUCCCGCUUUGGUGAGUGGCGUCUAGAGUUUUAAAAGCUUGCAGGUGGCUAUCUAAGAUGCAUCAAUUGGUCCCAGUCCACUUAGAGCACAGGAGAAGGAAGAAAGCUAAAGACACAAGGAAAAUAUUAGCCCAAGAAACUAAAGGACCACAGGUACCAGAGACUCAACCAGACUGAGACAAGAAGAACUAGAUGGCGUCCAGGUACCACCAAUGACCACCCUGACAGGGAACACAACAGAGAGUCCUAGAUAGAGCAGGAGAAAAGUGUGGAGCAGAACUCAAAUUCACAUUAAAAGACCAAACUUAAUGGUCUAAUAGAGACUGAAGGAACCCCCAAAACUAUGGCCCCCGGAUGCAUUGUUAACCCAACACUGAAACCAUUCCCAAAGCCCACUGUUCAAAGAUUAGACAGGACUAAAAAAACAAAAAAUAAUACACCUGAGGAAUGCGCUUCUUAAUUUAAUCAGAUACAUGAGACUAAAUGGGCAGCUCCUGUCCAAAAGCAGGAUGAGAAGGCAGGAAGAGACAGGAACUGGUUGAACGGGCACAGGGAACGCAGAGUGGAAAGGGGGAGUGUGCUGUCACAUUGUGGCGAUUGCAACUAACAUCACAAAAUAAUACGUGUAUAAAUUUUUUUUAUAAGAAAUCAACUUGAGCUGUACACUCUCACCUAAAGGACAAAAAGAAAAGAAAAAUAUGUUCUGCGCCUGUUUUUGUAUGACCCGUGAGCUAAGAAUAAUGGCAUCUACAUAGUUAACCCAUUUUAAAAAAGUCCAAAAGAAGAAAACCAUUUCAUGACAUGUAAAAAUUGUAUGAAAUUCAAAUUUCAGUGCCCUUAAAUAAAGUUUUGUUGUAAUACUGCCAUACUCACUCUUUUUUUCCUGUGGCUGCCUUUGCACUUCAACAGCAGAGUAAUUACAGCAAAGAUUAUAUGACCAGCAGAGCCUGAAAUAUUUACUAUCUGAUUAUUCCAAAUAUAUCUGUAUAUCUAUAUAUACGGAUAUUUAUCUAUCUAUAUAUAUACAGAGAGAGAGAGAGGAAAGAUUACUGGUGAAAGUCAAUGUCUUCCUUUAAAGAUGAUAAAACGAAAACCCAGAGAAAAGUAACAUCUCAAAGUCACAGAGAAGUCAUGUGGCAAAGACAACUUGAGGACACAGUCAUCUGAAUCCCAUCUAGGGUCUUUUCUCACCAUGCUGUACCACCUGAGAGUCCCAAGGAUAAUAGGCAGGGGGCAAGAAGUAACUAAGGGCUCGGCUGCUAACUGAAAGGUCAGUGGUUUGAACCCACCCAGCAGCUCCUCAGGAAAAAGACCUGGCAAUCUCCUUCUGUAAAGAUUAAACAGAAAAAAACCAAACCCAUUGCCGUCGAGUCAAUUCUGACUCCUAGCGACCCUACCCAAAAAAUCCUAUGGGACAGUUCUACUCUGUCACAUGGGGUUGCCAUGAAGGCACCCAACAACAAGCAGUGACUGAGCAGACUGCUGGAACCAGAGCCACUGUUCAAAGGCUUUCAGGACAAUGAAUGAAUAAUGCAUUUCCUGAAGAGCAGGAGAAGAAAGAAAAACACUGAUUUCGAUCAGGAAGGUGUGUGUGGCAAAUUCACUUUGCCCUAGCCAUGCCCUGAUGGGGCAAUGUGCCCUACUGCAAGAUUUUCUGUCCAAGGACCCACGUGCUGUUUGUACGUUUUCUUAUCUUACCAGUGCAAUAUGAGAGCCCACAGAGACAGAGUUGUGGAACUUUUCAUGGUGGGGAGGACAUGGGGGGAAAAAAAACAGAGAAAAAAAAAUAACCUGGAGGUAGAGGGGAGAGGUGGGCUCAAUUUUCUGCUGGAGGCUAUGUUAUUUAUUUAUUUCAGACUGGCGUGCAUCUCCUUUGUUUUGAAUAAUGGAGAUAAUUAUACAUUCAGGGAAUCACACUCUAAACCUCCUGAACAAUUAAGAAAUCUUAUUACAGGCAAUCAUGAGAAAAUGUAAGGGAGGUUUAGACAGAGGCACAAUGAAAAUCGCACUUUUUCUAGUCCCCUGCUUAGCACAGAGACCUAAUCACUGUUCUCCUUUCUUUCCCAUGGGCUAAUUGUGUUUUUUUUGUUUUUUUUUUAGGCCUCUCUCAGGACAAGGUGCUUGUCUCUCCUAAGCCCUGUGCAUGUGAAGUCAGGGGUUUGGAUGGAUCCCUCUUGGGAAACUGCUGCCUCAGUGAUUUUGACAUUGACCUGUAAGUACAGCUCUCUAUGUGGGAGCUAGCGGCAUUCGCCAACAACUAGGAGUAGAACAAAAGCUCUCAUUAUACUCAGGCUGCAAGGGCCUUUGUACAGGAAGAAAGAAGCCCCUUGCAUCAUUGACUCAUUCAACAGGUAAUUAUUGAGCAGCUACCAGAUGGCAGACUUUAUUCCAGAAUAUGGGAAUAUGGCAAUAAGGAGGGAACAGAAUAUAGUCCCUGAUGUCAAUGAAACUAUGUUUAGUCAGGCCAGGUAGAUAAAUAAGGAAAUAGGAAAUCCCAAUUUGUGUCAUAACAGAUAUGUAAAAAGUAGGCACAAAUUGUUCUGGGGCUGUCAGGAGAGGCUAAGAGACUUAAGGAAGAAAUGGAAACUAACCAGGAAAAAAGGUUAGAGGAGGUAUUUGGAAGGUUUUUAAUCAUAAUGGUGGGUAGUUGAUAGAAUUAGAUUUGUCUUUUCUUUGUUACCAUUAAACAACAUCUCCCUCUCUGGAAACUACACUGUCUGACCUACUAAUCCCUCAGCUGCAUGGUAUAACAAUAAUAAAAACCAAACCAAACCCAUUGCCACUGUGUCGAUUACAACUCAUAGUGACUGUAUAAGACAGAGUAGAACUGCCUCAUAGAGUUUCCAAGGAGCACCUGGUGGAUUCAAACUGCUGACCUUUAUGGUAAGCAGUCAUAUCGCUUAACCACUAUGCCACCAAGGUCUCCAAAGAACUGGCAUGGAGGAGGGAUUAUACUUGUGUUCUGUGACCCUAAGAAAUAAAUUAAGACUACUGUUGUGAAAGCUCUAGGAAAAAAAAAAAAAACAAA